Pelobates cultripes (western spadefoot toad) is the source of this 24913-nucleotide messenger RNA. The record is from the annotation of a GenBank genome assembly. Lineage: Eukaryota; Metazoa; Chordata; Amphibia; Anura; Pelobatidae.
GUUUGUGUCUUAUCAUCUAUAGUAUCUGUGUCAGCAACAUGCUGGGACUCUCUUAUGCCGGUAAGAACGUGGGUUUAUAUGCAUGCAUAUUUAUCUUUCUGAUUGUACCCUUUUCUACAGAUCAGUAGACAAAAUAGUAUUUAUGACACUCAUGGAAACCAAAAUAAAAUAUGAUAGCUCCUUAAAAAAUAACAGUUUCCAAAAACAAGCAAACAGUUGAAAUUAAUAAAAUGUGAAAGUAUUAUAUUUUAUUAUGUAAUCACUAUGUCAAUCCAAAUUGUAAGUAGAAUACUGUAACAUUAUAGAAGAACACGUCUAACAUAAGAUUUGUGUUUAUUACUUGUUUGUGUUGGUAUUGCUGCUGCAGUACUAUUUUUGGUAAAGAAAUUGUCACCCAUCUAUUAACAAUAGGCUAUUUACUAUGUAAUGUGAUGGGUAUUUAAGAUAUCAUAUGGCUUCAUCUUGUAUGUAAAUUUGGAGUGUACUUCUCAAACUUAUAAUAGUUUCAUAAAGUUUUCCAAAAGCCCCAAGUUACAAAUUUCAAAAAGCUUACAUUUUGUAAACUGAUUAGCUCACUACAACUUUUUAGUUACUAAAUUCCCAAAUACAAUAUUUGUUGAUUUCAAUAGGAGAUAAAUUUAGGUGAACAUUUUCUCCAAAAUGAAUAACAUAAAUAUGAAUCAAACAAAUUUCUUGAAGUAAUGAUUCUCAUUUUAGCUUAGCUUUGUAUUUUGUCCAGAAACAUUAGCCUGUAACAAAGAGCAUGCUCACUAAAACAUAGGUUGUGGUCCAAUGUGCUAAAGUAUAUUGUGAAAUGUGAAUUGCAGUGUGAUCAGAACGUGAUUAAGCAUCUUAAUUGAUCCCUAGUUAACAGUGACAUCCAACUCUGAUCUUGCAGCUACUUUGGGCAACAUUUCAAAUUACAGAAGAAAAUUUGUUCACUAGAGAAUAAUUGUAAGAAUGAUAGUUUAUCACCAGUUAAAGAGCCAAAAUUUGGCAUCCCUUAUCUAUAAAAUUUGAAAGAAAUAUACACUCACCAUACAUAUCUAUUUUGUAAGCACAAAAAAUGGUCAAAUAAAAAUACCACUACUGGCAUAUGGGUCAAUUUUAACUUGUGAAGCUCCUGCAUUUAUAAAAUAAAAGAGACUUCGAAAUAAUGGUUGCUGCAUUGGGUAUCAAUCUGCCUUGGUUUAAGGUUGUGAUUAUCAAUAGAUAUUGAAGAAGUAUUAUAUAUAUUUUUUCUGGCUAAACCCUUCCCUCCCAGCAUGUAUGCGAAUAUAAAUUUUUGUUUCACCCUGCAAAGCAAUUCAAGAUGAAAUUUAGUCUUUAAACCCUCUCUUACACACCUUUUGCUCCCGUUCACCUUGCAGAGCAAUACAUUAAAUCUCUCUGUGUGUCUUUAAGGGGCUGUAAGUUGAUUUUAUCCAAUAUCCCACACUCAGAAGUGGCAAUGACUAUGGAGGUCUCUGACAAUACAGAGAGGUUUAUUUACUCAAGUGAGAAUUAUCAGGAAUUCAAAGUAAAUUUCAAAUUCUCCAAGUACGCUAUACUUCCAACAAAGAUAUCUGGUUUCAAACCGUGAAAUUCACUAUGAAUUUUUGACACUAUUCACAUUAAAUAACCAUAUGUGUACUCAACAGGGAUGCCUGUAUUGUAAAUAGAUGCUUGGUGACAUUCUUUUGAGAGGUCUUUUUUAAAAAAUAUAUUUUUUUGUUGCACCCAGGCACACAAAGUGAACAUUAAUUUGUGAAGCUAUGUAUGUAUGUAUGUAUGUAUGUAUAUAUAUAUAUAUAUAUAUAUUCCACAAAAUCCUUGCACUCAGGGCUCUUUAGUAUAAUUACCUGGUGCUUGCAGUUUGGGGGAGACAAUAUAGGCAAAAUGGAAAGAUGACUAGCACACACGGUUUUCCAGUGGUUAAAAGUUGUAAGCUUUAAUGUAAAUACCUGAUCCUGAUGAAAGUCCCAGAUGUGGACUGAAACGUCGGUCCUUUUUAACAUGUAUUUACAUUAAAGCUUACAACUUUUAACCACUGGAAAACCGUGUGUGCUGGUCAUCUCUCCAUUUUGCCUAUAUAUGAUGAUCCUGAUGAAAGUCCCCAAAGAGGACUAAAACAUUGAUUCUGUUUAAAAUGCUACAAUAAAAGUCAUUUUUUAUGGAAGUCCGAGAGUGUAGCCAACUACUUUAACCAUUUGAAUAUUGGAGCCCUGGUAAUGCACCCGGCCAUGGAAUUUUGAAGCCAGAGUGCAAGGUACUGUAACCUUUAUAUAUAUAUAUAUGUAUAUAUAUAUAUAUAUACACAUACAUACAGAAAGAUAAUAAAUAUACAUCCCAGUAAUUGUGUAAUGCAUUAAUUUUUAAGUAAUUAUUUAAUUUCUCUAUUGAAGUGGAAAUUAAUUUUAUUGCAAAAUGUCAACACUUUCAGUGGAGGCCCAAACAUUCCUGCAAGGUAAAGAUUAAACUUAGUAAAUGUGUAAAGAUAGCAGAGAACCUCAUACUGAUAGCGAGUAAAACUUGGAGGUGGCAUCCGAGUAACAAACAAAAUACAUUUUUAUAUUUGAGCUAUGCAGUAUAUAUUGACAUAUUAAAAUGAUAGAGGAAAGAUGUUUGGCUUAAUCAUAAGUAUUUGCAACAUAUGGUGGCAUUUUAUAUAAUAUGAAAUUCACAAUCUAAUUGGAUAAAAGAGAAAAGGAGGAGCCAAUGAGAAAUCUUCAAUAAUUAGCAUGCAUCAUGUACCAGAAUAAAAUACUGUAUUAUUGGGGAUUUUUUUGCAUGACAUUCCCCAUUACCUAAGAAAUGCCUGAAAUAACUAUUCAGAAAUAGUAAAUCAUAAAUCACAAGACAGUAUAAUAACAAUUUAAACGUGUGUCCUAGAACGAGACUGUAAACUCAUCUUGAGAAAGGCCCUCUUCAUCUUGUAAUGGUUAAGAUUAUUUUAUCUAUCAAUUCGUUGGUAUUAUAUAAACUACUGUAAAAUUGUAAAGUGCUGUGGAAUAUAAUGAUACUAUAUAAAUGCUAUAUGAAAUAACACAAUCCAAUCUGUAUAUGUAACAGAUGUUUCCAUAUAACCAAAGUCAAAUUCAGAACAAAUCUUAAAAACUUAAAACAAAAUGUAUGCUUACAUUUAUAGUAGUUGUCUAAAUUAGCCAAAUAUGAAAACAUUGUCGGGUAGAUAUCGAUAUAUCGAUAUCUUAAUCAUACCAGGGUCUUCUUUGUAGUUAAUUCUCAUUUAUUGCAAUUGCAAUAUAGUUCCAAGCAAUAUAUAUAGUUUUCAAAAUUCACACACAUAUGAAUAUAUAUGUGUGCGUGCGUUAAUAACAUUAUUAUAAUUAACUAUAUUAACUAUUAACUAUAUUGAUGUAUGUGACAGGGAGUUUGAUUAUAAAAUUUUAAUUUAGGUAAGAUAAGGCCCAUUUUGCUAAAAUCACAGGAUAGAGAAAGUAUGUCUGCAUACAUAAAAGAUGAUUUAUUACAGUGAGAAAUGUGGGUAAUUCAAAUCGAAUUUCAAAUUUAAGGCCAAAGUAGUCAAACUGAAAGCUUAGCUGACUUGGUGAAUUUUUCCAGUAGCCUACUUUGGCCUUAACUUUGAAAUUCACUUAAUUUAACUUUGAAUUUGUAAUUCUCAUUUAAAUACCCAUGCUAGACAGUGAGCUCCAAGUUGUAAUAAAUGACAGGGAGUACCAAAUGCAUAUUUUAGUGCAGCAUAAACACUUCAUGCCUGGAUUUUUAGCCCUGGGCAUAAACAUGGACAUCACUUAAUCUAUUUCACUGUACAAUGUAAGGCCAUGUAAUAUGUAAUUACUAGCACAAUAAAGGGAAACGGUGGCAUAAUCCUUGUUCUAUAUAAUCUAUUUCACACUUUUUAUUAAUAUCAGAAUUACAUAUUAUGCCACCCUUGUGGUCCCAGUUUACUCCUCUCUUAAAAUUUAACUUUUUAUGUGUUUUUUUUUCUUUUUUCCAUUUUUAAUUUAAAAUGCACUGUAAAAUGAAGAAAAAUAACUAAAGUAUUCUAACUUGUUAUAUUCAAGUAUGUUCUCACAUAUAUUCUUUUGAAUUUCCGCUUUAUGUCCCAAGUGUAUAAUUUGCAAGUUAAGGGGUAACUGAUUACAUUACCAGUAGUACAAACAAAGAUUUACUACUGUUUGUAAAACUCAACAACUUUUUACUAGUAACAUAGGUGGAGAUUUACCAAAGUGUACUGUUCUAAAAAGUGGUGCGAAAAAUGUAACAGCUCAGGAGCCACCACUGGAAUGUGCAUGCUGGUUCCACGGGUUUCCAUUGUGACUGUCAUACUUUAGACCACUUUUUAGAAUAAAAAGCAUUAAUAAUUUCCCCCAUAGUUUUAAUGAUGACACUAGUUCUCCAAUAUAUGCCUGAUGUGGAUAGCUAUUUGGAGUAAGCCCUGGAUUAUUCCAUGAAUCGGGCCAUAUUGUAUGGAUGGUAGGUAGCUGUCUUUUGUAUUACAAACUGCAAACCACAAUGAGAAAUAGACAAUAAUUCCUAGAUUUUACUAUUAACAUGACGUAAAGUCAUGAUUUUAUUAAUGACACGGAGGCGAGUAUUAUGUAUUCUCUUUCUUUAUUAUACUCCCAGCAGCAAGUAAAGGAAGUAUGAGAGAAUCAUAGAAAAAACAUAACAACAGCUUGGUAACAGUGGCACUAAUCAGCAUCCAAGACUAUCCAUAUGGGUGUGGUGCUCCUUGACUCCUCCUCUUUCUGCGUAGACCAUAUUGUAAGUUCCAAAAUAUUCCAACAAACACGAAUUCCCAAAACAAAACCAUAUCUGGAAAUUCAACAGGGAACAGCUUCAACCGCCAACUCUCACAAGUGUAUUCAAGCUAAAAAAGAAGAAAUAUAUGGUAAUAUCGAAACUUGCAACUGCUAUUCCACAACUAUCCAACUCGUCCACUAUGUUAUUCAAUCACUAUAAGUAUCAUAUACGUAUAUUCAUCACAUACCUUACUCACCUUCGUGUCAUGUAUGACAUUGUACCUACCUUAUCGUGUAAUUCCAAAGGCCGCAUGACUGACCUGUAACUGAAAAACUGAAGUAUCUAUGCCUGCCACGGAUAAUAACCAUUUGAUCCAACGAGCUAAAGUAGGAGUAGAUACUGGUAGGUGAGGUACUCUGAACAAGAUGAAUAAUGGAUGGGUUCGAUCCGAAUGGAGCAAGCUUGUGCGGGGCUCGUAUUCCUUAAGGCAUAACACUGGGCACAGAUUUGGGUUAUCUGGAAACGACUGGUAGAAAACCUCCUUAGUCGCAGAUUUCGUCCUACGUGAAAUAUUAAAGGAAACUCCGUUCGGAACAAAAGCGCGUACUUGCCAAUCCAAUGCUCUGACAUCAGCAACCCGUUUACAUGAAAGUAAACAAAAAAGCAUCAACAGCUUGGCUGAUAAUUGUUUAAGAGAAAGCUCGUGAUUCAAAGACUCGAGAAAACGAAAAAUCACAUUAACAUAUCAGAAGGAAGAAUACCAAGCCUGAGGGGGUCGAGCAAACCGGAUGUCUUUGAGCAAACGACAGAUGAGGGCAUGUUUACCUAUUGGAGUACCAUCCAAUCCCAUAUGUCUCGCCGAUAUAGCUGAUCUGUACAGAUUUAUAGUCCGAAAGGCUUUUCCUUCUUCAAAGAGUAUAGUCAGGAAUUACAAGAUUGUUUUCACAGGAACUGAUAUGGGAUCCACUGAUUGUCCCAUGCACCAAUCAGUCCACUUCCUCCAAGCCGACCCGUAGGAACGUCUGGUACCUGGUGCCCAAGACUCUGCCAAGAGUCGUCUGCGAAACAUCUUCGAGAUUCAAUGAUCUCCUGAAAGGAGCCAUGCCAUCAGAUGAAGUAGACCUUGGUCGAUCAACUCAUGACUCAUUCCCUCUGGAUUGGUCAGGAGGUAAGGUAUGUCCGGCAACAGCCGUGGGAAAUCUAUAGACAUUUCUAAUAACUGUGGAAACCAAGGUUGUGACCUCCAUAUCGGGGAAUAUUGAAGGCAUGCAAGGGUCUGAGAGAUUAGGUUGAAAAGUGGAAAAGCAUAAUUCUUGCCCUUGGUCCAGUCUUGUAAGAAUGCGUCUGUCGCCAGAGCAUCUGGGUCUGGUCUCCAACUGAAGAACCGAGGGAGUUGGUUGUUCAGUCGAGACGCGAAGAGAUCUAUAUUAAAAGGCCCCCAAAGUCGAGAGAGACGUUGGAAGAUCAUUGGGUGGAGAUGCCAAUCCCCUGCGUCUCGAAGAUAUCGAGAAUUCCAAUCCGCCAGUGCAUUGUCUCGUCCUGGGAUAUAUUCCGCUAUUAUCGAAAUGCUGUGUUUCAGACAAUAAUGCCAAAAAUCUCGAGCCAUCAGUGCCAGAACUUUCGAUUUCGUUCCUCCUAGGUGGUUGAUAUAACGCACCGCCGAGACAUUGUCCAUCUUGAUUAGGAUAGAGCAUGAGAUGCCUGUGGGGGUCAUGCUGUGAAUGGCAAAGGAUGCCGCUAACAAUUCUAGGCAGUUGAUGUGUAGCACUGUUUCUUCGUUGGACCAUCUGCCACCGGUGGAAACUGAUCCACAACGCGCGCCGCAGCCGUGUAAGCUGGCGUCUCACUCUAUGACCAGAUCUGGCAUAGACCCAAAUAUCACCCGUUCAUUCCACACCUCCAUGUGGGAUAGCCACCAUGUCAACUCCUCUCUGGAAUCUUCGUCCAGUGUAACACAGGUUUCGUACGAGUGUCCGGAGCGCAGAUAUGAGGCUUUGAGCCUUUGUAGGGAACGGUAAUGUAACGGGCCCGGGAAGAUUGCUUGUAUGGACAAUGCCAAUAGCCCUAUGAUCCUUGCAAGAUGUCUGAGGGAAAUGGUCAUACGAUUCAUAAGUCAUCUGAUCUCUUUCUUGAUCGAAAUAAUUUUGUCUUUGGGUAGACAAAACCUCUUUUGUACAGAGUCCACUUGAAAUUCCAGAAAUUCCAUGCAUUUGGAGGGUUGAAGAACUGAUUUCUCCCAAUUCACCAAGAAUCCUAAAUUCUGGAGAAGGUGGGUUGUCCAAGACAAGUGAACACGUAAUUGGGAUUGAGAUUGAGACAGGAGAAGGAUAUCGUCUAGGUAAAUUAUUAAUCUGACCCCUCGUGUGCGCAGGAAGGCAAUCAGGUCUCUGCAGGUCUCUCAUUCUGAUCUUGCAUUUUAGCAAUAAUAUUAGCCCACAGUGAAUUAUAUACCCAAGUACACUCAGGGUCAAAAUUACUGGGCCCAAUGAAGUAAUGCUACUAGUAGUAGCUGAAUGGUUAAGAAGAACAGCAUCUGAAGUGACCUGUAGGGAAAAUAAUACUAGCUAUGGCUAAGAACAAAAAGGGAGUCAGGAUAGAGUAAUCCUCCACACGAACAAUUUGACCAGCAAUAACAGCAAUAAACAGCAAAUGUGCACCGUAUGGGUCUGGGAGUGCGCCAGGAGGGUAGGAGAGACCAUUAUCCACCUUAAGCAUCGGUCUGCAGCAAUUUCCCGCCGAAAAUUGCACUUAAAAUGGCCGCCGCAAGUAAAAAUACAUAUGGCGGCAGAAACCAAAAAGAUGGCCGCCGUGGCACGAACUGCGCAUUAGGAAAGGGGAAAACGGUAAAAUGAGCCCUCGCGCAUGCGCGGACCGUACGAAACCGCGGUAUACACCGCGGACAUAAACGGUGAGCGGCUAAGGUCAGCCCUGCUGCACCACCGAUAAAACUGAACAAGCAGGGAAAGAAAAGAGUAAAACACUACUCUAUGGGCAGGAGGGAAAACCAGGGUCCCAGAGACCCCAAUAGGCAGCACUCCCAGACACCAGCAGGAAAUAAACCAGCAAUAAUAGUGAGCAUUAAAUGAGCAUUAAUAUACACUAAGCCAAAAGUUCUGUCACAAAAUACACAUAUAUGUAUGAAAAUCACAGGAGUAGCAAGAGAUGAGGUACUUAACUUGUCUGAGGGAGGAGCAAGAAAGAGGAGGAGUCAAGGAGCACCACACCCAUAUGGAUACUACUGGAUGCUGAUUGGUGCCACUGUUACCAGGCUGUUGUUAUGUUUUUUCUAUGAUUCUCUCAUUCUUCUUUUUCUUGCUGCUGGGAGUAUAAUAAAGAAAGAGAAUGCAUAAUAGGAGCCUCUGUGUCUUUAAUAAAAUUAAUAUUUUUGGCUUCAAUGUUUCCCAUGGUAAUGUUGCUUUCAUGGUUAUUCACUGCAGUGUAAAAGUCACUUUAAUAUUGUAGUCUAGAUUAGCCAAAUCUGAAAAAUGUAAGCUUUGUUUCAAGUUCAGCUACUUUGGUCUAAAAUUUCAAGCCCAUAUUGGAUUCACAUUUUAGUGAAAACAUUAACUUUAGUGAAUAGCUUUAUUGGGGACAAGACAAAAUAAAAGGUUUAUAAUGACCUGACGAUAUUCUGUUUUUAGUACUUUAGAGCCUCAAAUCCUGCACUUGAAUUUCUGAAUUGCAGACGAAAAUAGAUCUUAAUUGGUUCUGCUAGUGAUACUGCCAAAUUUGAAAUCAUUUUCAACUUAAAACCAGGCUUUAAAUUGCUAGGUUAGAGUAAAAUAAAUUGGCAUCAAUAGUGAUGAUAAUAAGUGGGAAACAGAAAUACAAACUAAAGAAAUUCCCAAAGCUAGGAAUUAAAUUGGGUAAAUGUUUAAAUGAGAUUUGGAUGCUGUCUGUUCAUAAAAUUGUGCUUUUGAGUGCCACAUGUUUUCAUACUCACUGUUUUUAUUUUUAUAAAAGGUAAUUGCAUGAAUGCUAAAUUGUAUUGCCUUUAAUAAUGUCCCAUAGAAUAUGUCUGUUAUUUUGUUAGAUCAGCAAGAUGAUAAAUCAAUGUCUUAAAAUUGAACAACUGAAACAACUGUAGGCACAGGUAUACAUCACAAGCUACAGUGCUUUUCUUCCUUUGAAGUGUAGUUCCUGUGCUGGAUGUCCAAUAGUAUAAUCAAACAAUACAGACAGCUGCCAGGAUAAAUAUAUGCAUGCAGUAAGCUGACUGCUACUCACAUUCUAUGGAGCAAGAAUCAGCUCUCUGCAUUUAUUCAUUACACAGUCAUCAAGAAGAUUUAUUUUUUUAUACAGGGUUGGCCAAAAUUCAGAGUAGGGUUUUGAGGAGUUCAUAACCUUGUUAUCGAUUAAACAAUUUAAAUGAUAUUUAUGAAUGAGGUAAGAGCGAAAAGCAUUGUAAAAUGGUUUGUCCCAUUACCAGGGAAUGGCGUUAGGGCAUUCCUAUCAUCAUAAACACUAAAGUGGACCGUAGUGAUUAUGAGGCUUGGAGUAACUCUUUGAAUUGAAAUGCUUUAUUUUAAACAAUUGAGAUUAUGAUUAUCUGUGAAGAGUAAUAUGCCAUAUUCACUAAUCUCUCUGUUUUUACAGAUGAAGAGAUAACAUUGACCCAUUUUCCAUCGGACAUUUUUAUAAAUCCAGGUGCAACUGUCACCUUUACUUGCAACGUUUCAUCCUUGAAUUAUACGAUACGUGAUAUAAACUGGUAUAAGACCAUCAAUAAUGAGUCAAAAAAGAUAGCAGAUUUAAGCAACCCAGAAAAUGGAAGAAUAUGCAUUUCCGCAAACUGGAAUUUAAGUAAAGCAGAGAUAUUUAUAAAGAAUGUGACCAUGAAUGACAGUGGGGAAUAUCACUGUGAGCAUGUAGAUGUAAAUGGUGACAAAAAAGUUUCCAAGAGCAGAAGGUCCAAGCUAAAUGUUACAGGUUAGUAAGCACUCAUUAUACAUUGCAAAUGUGGAUUUGCUUUUCUGCAGAGUGGAUAAUGACUUAACAAUGUAAGAGCUAAAGAUAACUAAGGAUAAAAACUCUGUUGUCCUAAGCAGGUAACAAAUUGUACCAAUAUGCCUCUAUUUGUCAUUAAGCUGUAUGUGUCAUUUUUUACGUCAAAAUGAAUUUUUUAUAUUUUAAUAUUCUUUUUAAAGAGCCAACAAAUUAGGCAAUGCUGUACAAUAGGUGGACUAGCAGACAAAUAUUUGCAACAAGAUGAGUUGGACGCACGGGAACAGAAGGUGUUGAGGGCCCUGCUCAAAUGAGAUAUGAAUGCAUCUAGAUAUAUUGUUGUUGUUAUUAACAUUCAAACAAAUAAAUCAGCAUUAAACUGUUCUGAGUUUAUUCCACUUUUGUAUUGUGCAGCUGAGAUUUCUAAUUCAAAUCAGUCGCUUUAAGUAACCAUUAAUGCUAUAAAAGUGAGUAUGAUGCGGACAAGGCUAUCCCGAGAGACAAACUUAUAAAAUUAUUUGAGAGCAGACUAAAUUGGCCAAAUGCUUUUUAACAGCCUUCAAAGUCCAUUUUGAAAAAGAUCUAUAGCCAGUGUAUUUUCAUUUGGACUCAAAACAAGGACAAUGAAUGCGACACUCAUUGUUGCUCAUUGCAGCAGUUAUGGUGCAAUUUGUCAUGCAAUGAUGUGCUCUGAGGUUUGGGCUAUAGCAGGAUUUACGUAGCCAACUACUUCAGGUCCUCUUAGCAAAUGAGUCACCAUUGACUAUUUAUGAAGUUAAAUCUGUGCAGAAAGGAAUAUACUGAUACAUAAUGAUGCUCUCCAGAUAUUUGUAUCGGUAUUGAGAAAGUCAAAUAACUUUAGCAGCCAAGGUGGCGCUUAUGGUGCUGGUUCUUAGGGUUGUGGUCCCCUGACUUUUCUUAAACUUUGUUAAAGUAAUAAGCCCAUCACCAUAACAACUACAGCCCACUUUAGAGAUCUCUGCAAAGAGCUUUCCUUUCAGGGGGUGUCAAAUCCCAGCAGCCAUCAUAAGCACCAGCUGUGAGAAUCAGGCAUUGUCUUCCUCAUCAUGAUAUGUGCUUUAUGGAGUCCCCUGCUGCAAUCAUUUCAUUCAACAUUAAACAAUUUUUAAAGUAUUUAUGUUGUAAUACUAAAUGAGAUUCCCCAGCAGGCCAUCCCCUCUGUGCUGCUUUGGCAAAUGAGGAAGUAUUAGCCUGAGCAGCAGUUGGCAGCUGUGAUUGGUUGGCAGUAUCAGCUGACUGCUUUUAUCCUGUCAGAACUCCCAAUGACCGUAUGAAUGAGUAUGACUACAAGGAAGUGUGUAAUCUCUCCCUUAGCCACCCCUCCAGAAGGGGCUGAACUGUGGGUGGCCAGUAACCCUUAUUUAGUAAUUCGAUUUUAACCCCUUAAGGACACAUGACAUGUGUGACAUGUCAUGAUUCCCUUUUAUUCCAGAAGCUUGGUCCUUAAGGGGUUAAGAGAUGAAAUAUAAUGCCUACAGUGUCCCUUUAAUAGAAUCCAAAUCAGCUAGUUAAAAAAUUUUCAUGUUGAUCUGAAUUGAGUACUUGUUCUUAGCAGGUAAAUUUGGUAGAACUCACUGAAAUUAAAUUAGUUUUUCCAUUUAUGAUCUGCCGACACCAUCUCAAAUGCCUCCAUACUCAGCAGUGACUCAGGAACUGGGACCAAACUAUGGAAGGUCUGGUAUUUGUUUCUUAAGAACUAUUGUAUUCAGUUUUGUCAUUGGAAAUAUGGUCUCAUCAGAUCAAUUGAAACAGAAAUGAGCAGAAUAUAUUUUCAUCAGAAAAAUUGAGACAUAUUCAUAAUUAUUAUACAUCAAUUGUAUUUAUUAUUACUAACUCUGUAUUGGUAAACAAUUUAUUGCACAUAGAGUGUGUAAAAGAUGCAUACCGUAAUUAGAUGUACACAUCUAGUUUUCCACUAUUAUAUCAAUACUAUAGUUUUCAAAUAAAUUGUAUUUUCUUAUUAGAUGGAAUUAUACCAGAAUCAAGUUUAACAACUCCUUCAAAGAAAAAUUCAAACAAAAAACCAAAAAGCAACACAAAUAUUACCAUAAUCUUGGUCUCCAUCAUCCUCACUCUAUUGCUGCUGUUUUUUAUCUGCAUUGCUCUGGUACUAUGGAAACAAAAAGGUAAGCAUCAGAUUGGCUUGGAAUAAGUGGAUUGAAAUAAGACUGAGCUACAAUGAAAUCUUUUUUGGUUAAAUGUCAUUUUUGAAUGUGAUAUAUACCUAGGUCUAUAUUCUUAACAACCAAUACAGAAUGAGGAAAAGCCAAAAGUUAAAACGAUGUAAUUGUCAGAGUUUCCAUGCCAAUCUCCUUCUUUAGAGAAUAAUUAAUAUCCCUUUGCGAGGAUAUGAAUGAUUUUGUAUAUUGGGCAAUGUUCUUACUGUACCCUCUGAAAGAAUAUAACACUCUGUCCUCGGGUCUUUGCAGAGUUUGGGGGCAGAGAGGGGGCAGGAGACACAAACACACACACUCAGGGCCGCCAUCAGGGGGUGACAACCGUGACAGUUGUCACGGGCCCGGCGGCCCUGGGGGGUCCGGACUGCUCUGGCAAUCCUGGGCCCCACUUUGUUUCUCUGCACACAUAGAUAGCGAAUCUCGCUAUCUAUGUGUGCAGCCGCGGGCCCCCGGCUCCCUGUUACCGCAGAGGGGGCCCAGGCAGCACAGGAGCAGCUUCUCCUCCUCUCUGCUCUCUUCUCAUAACUCUCGCGAGACCCGGUUACCAUGGCAACGCUCCGCGGGUCUCGCGAGAGUUAUUAGAAGAGAGAGGAGGAGAAGCUGCUCCUGUGCUGCCUGGGCCCCCUCUGCGGUAACAGGGAGCCGGGGGGGCCCCCCACCGGACCACCACGGAUGGAAUCUCCCCCCUCCCUGGAUACAGGUAAGCAGGGAGGGGGGAGAAACAUUUAAUUACAUCAAUAGAAAAUUAAUGUUAAAAUGCCCCUUCCUCCCCCUCCCCCCCCAGAUCACACAUUUACACAACACACACUGCAUACACUAACACAACACACACACUGCAUACACUAACACAACACACACACUGCAUACACUAACACAACACACACACUGCAUACACUAACACACACACUGCAUACACUAACACAACACACACUGCAUACACUAACACAACACACACUGCAUACACUAAAACAACACACACACUGCAUACACUAACACAACACACACUACAUACACUAACACAACACACACUGCAUACACUAACACAACACACACUGCAUACACUAACACACACACACUGCAUACACUAACACAACACACUGCAUACACUAACACAACACACACUGCAUAUACUAAAACAACACACACACUGCAUACACUAACACAACACACACUGCAUACACUAAAACAACACUCACACUGCAUACACUAACACAACACACACUGCAUACACUAACACAACACACACUACAUACACUAACACAACACACACUGCAUACACUAACACACACACACUGCAUACACUAAAACAACACACACUGCAAACACUACCACACCACACACUGCAUACACUACCACACCACACACUGCAUACACUAAAACAACACACACACUGUAUACACUAACACAACACACACUGCAUACACUAACACAACACACACACACUGCAUACACUAACACAACACACACACACUGCAUACACUAACACAACACACACACACACUGCAUACACUAACACAACACACACUGCAUACACUAACACAACACACACGCACUGCAUACACUAACACAACACACACACACACAUGCUGCAUCCACUAACACAACACACACACUGCAUCCGCUACACACUAACACACACUCUGCAUCUGCUACACACUAACACACACUCUGCAUCCACUAUACUGACACACACUCUGCAUUCGCUACACAUUAAUACACUCUGCAUUCACUACACUAACACACACUCUGCAUCCGCUACACACUAACACACACUCUGCAUCCGCUACACACUAACCCACUCUGCAUUCACUACACUAACACACACACUCUGCAUCCACUACACACUAACACAAUCUCUGCAUUCACUACACUAACACACUCUCUGCAUUCAGUACACAUUAACACACUCUCUGCAUUCACUACACUAACACACACUCUGCAUCCGCUACACACUAACACACACUCUGCAUCCGCUACACACUAACCCACUCUCUGCAUCUGCUACACACUAACCCACUCUCUGCAUUCACUACACAUUAACACACUCUGCAUUCACUACACUAACACACACACUCUGCAUCCGCUACACACUAACACAAUCUCUGCAUUCACUACACUAACACACACUCUGCAUCCGCUACACACUUACACACUCUCUGCAUUCACUACACUAACACACACUCUGCAUCCACUACACACUAACACACAUUCUGCAUUCACUACACUAACACACACUCUGCAUUCACUACACAUUAACACACACUCUGCAUUCACUACAAAUUUACACACACUCUGCAUUCACUACAAAUUUACACACACUCUGCAUUCACUGCACUAACACACACACUACAUUCAUUACACUGACACACUCUGCAUUCACUACACACUAACAUACACUCUGCAUUCAUUACACACUAACACACACUCUGCAUUCACUAAACUAUGCACACACUGUGGAUUCACUAUACUGACACACACUCUGCAUUCACUACACUAACAUACACUCUGCAUUAACUGUACACACAGCAUCCACUACACAAACAUCCUGUAUUCACAGUACACACACUACAUCCACCACACAUUGAAACACUCUGCAUUCACUAUACACAGACACUGCAUCUAAUACACGCACUACAUCCACUAAACACAUUUCAUCUAGUACAUACAAACACUACAUCCACUACACAAACACACACUACAUCACUGUACACACAGUAUAUCCACUACUCAAACACACUCUGCGUUCACUAUACACACUGCAUCCGCUACACAAACACACACUCUGUACAAACAGUAUCUAAUACACACAAACACUACAUCCAUUACACAUAUUCUAAUUCACUUCCACUAUACACACCACAUUCAGUCCUGCAUCAUUGUCAGCGGACCAGGUAGGGCGUGUGCGGGCCCGGGAGGGAGGGAGGGGGGGGCCCAAACCUGGUGUUUUGUCAGGGGCCCCAAAAUUUCUGAUGGCGGCCCUGCACACACUGCAUCACUUACACACAAUGCAUCCCUUAGACAGCUUUUUAUCCCUUACACAAACCCACUGCAACCUCUACACAUGCACUACAUCCCAUAUACAAACUGUAAUUCCUAUGCACUACAUUUCAUAGCCACAGAUUACAUCCUCUACAACACACAACGCAUAACCUACACACAUACACUCCACUCGAUGGAAGGGACUUAUAGGUGGGCUCGUGGGUGGGCCUUGUGCGAAGACACUUGGGCGGGCCCAAGCCUUGUGCUGUGUGAGGGGCUGCAAAAUUGCUGAUCGCAGCCCUGCACACACACGAUGCAUCCCUCGAUACACACACAUGCACACACACACACAAUACAUCCCUACACACACACAGAUAAACAAUACCUACACACACACACAAACACACACUGCUUCCAUCACACACACAGAAACAUAAAGCAUCCCUUACGCGCACAGAAACACACAAUACAUCCCUUAGACAUAAAUCCACACUGCUUUUUAUCCCUUACAUAAAUACAUAGCAUCAACUAUACACAUGCACUGCAUCCACUAUAUGCACACAUUUACUCCCUUACACAUACACACACUGCAUCCCCUAUACACAUACACUACAUCCCUUAUAUACACACACUACAUCCUAUAUACAAACUGGAAUCCCUAUGCACUAAAUUUCAUAAGCACACACAUUACAUCCUCUACAAUAACACACAACACAUCUCCUACACACAUGCGCUCCACUCGCUGUGAGCGAACUCAUACAUCCUCUACAAUAAAACACAAUGCAUCCCCUACAUGCAUACACUUGCUGUGAGCGAACUCAUGUGUGAGCCUUGUAGGCAGGUACGUAUCUUACAUGAGGCAAACAAGGCAUCUGCCUUGGGCGGCCCUUUGCAGGGGGCGGCAAAAAAAGCCACCCGUAAACGCCCAGGCCGAUCCUUUGUUUGCCUCGUUUCCUGGGGGCUCAAGAGCUGGCCAGCUGGCCACUUUUGAGCCCCUCGAGGUGGGGGGAGGGCAGCGGGCAGCAAGGGAGCAUGCUCACCUGAGCUCUUCCUGCUCAGCUCCCUCGCGCGCUGCUUAAUGAAGUCGGGAGCCGUCAGACCGGCUCCCGGCAUCACUAAGCGACACGUGAGGGAGCUGAGCAGGGGAAUUAGAGCUCCCUUGCCGCCUACUCUGCCUGUCCGCCCUCUGCCUGCCCGCCCAGCAGCCCUACUGGACAGAUAAGUAAUCCACUCCAGCUCUCCCAGGGAGGCUGGGUGAAUUUAAAAUAAAAAAAUAUUAUCAUAAUUUGUGAGUGUUGGUGGUAAUGUGUGUGUGUAUGUGUGUGUGUGUCUGUGAGUGAGUGAAUGAGUGUAUGUGGGUGAAUGUGUGUGUGUGUCAGUAAGUGAAUGUGUGUGUGUGUCAGUCAGUGAAUAUGUAUGCGUCUGUCAGUGAGAGUGUGCGUAUGUCAGUGUGUGUCCGAGUAAUAGUGUGUGUCUGUCUAUCAUUGUGUCAAAUCAGUUAGUGUGUGUGUGUAGGUCAUUGUUUGUCAGUGUAUAUGAGUGUAUGCAUCUAUCAGUGAGUGUGUACUUCUGUCAGUCAAAGUGUGGCUUGACUGGGGAAAAUUUAAAUUAAGGGGGGGUGGUGGCUGCCCGAGCACUGUCCUGCCUAGGGCAGCACAAAUCCUAAAUACACCAUUGCUUGUAGGUUGACUCAUGGUUGGGCCUUGUGGGUAGACACUGGGAAGGGCCCAUAGGGCCCAGGCCUUGAGCUUUGUGGGGCCCCAAAAAUUUCUGAUGGCAGCCCUGCCUGUCAGAUGAGAGGUGCCACAAAGGGUAGUUGAGAAUGACAGGGCUAAAAUCCUGUAGGACCUCAGAUUGGUUUGGCAAUACCCAAUGACUAUAACAUAACGAAAAAGGAACAUAAUAAAGUGGACAAAUACCAAGGGCUGAAAGGACUGAUUCCAGGUGGGACAUCUGAGAACUCUGUCCAGAAGGAAGCAGUUCUAGGAGUAGCUCAAAUGCUGUGCAGAACCCUCAAACAUCAAGGCCUCUGGUAGAUGACCACCAGGAGGUGACAAGAUGACAUAACAACAGAUGUAAGGGAAAUGAUCCUAUAGAAACUAGCAGUCGUUAACCUGCUGGCAAGACUACCGAAGAUCACUGCAAAGCAACCACCAGACAGCAUACUAGCUGCAGUUCAUGAAGCAUUGUCCACAAUCUCAUCCGGCACCAUCACAGAAACGAACAGGUUCAUAUAUGCCACAGCAUUAGUGGUCCUCCAGCUACUUGAUUACAAGAUCAGGCUCAAAGAGAAGCAAUGCCCAUCAUGGAGAAUAAAGACAGCAUGGAAGGAAGUUAGUAAGCUGGAUACACUUAACAGAGGUGGAAAGAUCAAAGAUAGAUCCUGGCUGCUAUGGAAGUACAAUGAUAUUCCCAUAUUUGUUCUGCUGGAAACAGCUAAGCAAAGACUGACUGCAUUGACAACCAGAUUGAGCAGAUACACCAGAGAAGCAGAAGCUACAAGAAUCAAUUUUUCUUAACCACCACAUCUCCUCGCAAGACCAACCCAGAGCUGAGACUGAACAGUACUGAAAUAAUAUCUGGGAGUAAGAAGCACCUCAUAACACCAAGUGGCUAUUAGACCUGAAUGCAGACCACUGCAUGCUGACAGAACAGGAACCAGUCAUCAUCACAGUCGAAGAUAUCCAACAGAGAGCAGCACACAUGAAGAGCUCGUCAGCCCCAGGACCUGGCAUGAUCCACAACUACUGGAUAAAGACGUUAACAGUGCUGCAUGAACACCUAGCAGCACAAAUCAACAAGCUACUGACUGGCUAACAGAAGGCAGAACAAUACUGGUCAUGAAAGACCCUUACAAGGGCACAGUACCGACCAAUAACCUGUCACAUCACAACAUGGAAACUCCUGUCAGGCAUCAUAGACUCCAAGAUGCAUGGGCAUAUGAGUCAAUGUAUGAGCAAUACUAAGAAGGGGAUUGGAAACAACACCAGAGUAUCAAAACACCAACUACUGGUAGACCAAGCAGUCACAAGGGAUUCUAAGACUAGACAGACCAAUCUGUGUAUGGCCUGGAUUGACUACAAAAAAGCCUAUGACACAAUGCCACACACAUGGAUACUAGAAUGCUUGUCUCUCUACAAGGUCAGCAAGACAAUAAGAGCCUUCAUCAAGAACUCGAUGGGCAAGUGGAAAACAACUCAAUAAGCCAAUUCCAGGACAAUAACUCAAGUGAACAUUAAAUGUGGCAUAUACCAAGGUGAUGCGCUAUCCCCAAUGCUGUUCUGCAUAGGCCUCAAACCCCUUAGCCAGAUCAUCAAGAAGAGUGGAUACGCAUACAUGUUCAAGAGUGGAGCUACCAUCAGUCACCUACUCUACAUUGACGACAUCAAGCUGUAUGCCCGGAAUGAGCGAGACAUUGACUCAGUGAUCCACCUAACUAGGAUAUACAUCAAGGAAAUCGGAAUGUCAUAAGGACUAGAGAAGUGCGGGCGGAUGAUAGCAAAAAGAGGGAAGAUGAUCAGGACAGAAGGUGUUGAAGUUCCAGAAGGCAAAAUAGAACAUGUAGAGAACAGCUACAAGUACCUGGGGGUACCACAAACGCAUGGCAACCAUGAGGAAGAGGCAAGGACAUCUUUCAAGUACCUUCAAAGAGUCAGACAGGUCUUGAAGCCCCAGCUAAAUUGCAAGAACAAGAUCCAAGCCAUCAACACAUAUGCCCUACUAGUCAUUAGGUACCCAACUGGAAUAAUAACCUGGUCAAGACAAGAACUGGUCACCAUGGAUGUCAGGACCAGAAAACUACUCACUAUAAAUGGAGGAUUCCACCUGAAAUCCAGCACCCAGAGACUAUACACCUGCCGGAAGGAAGGAGGUCAGGGGCCUGAUGAGUGUCAAGGCAACAGUCCUGGUUGAAACCCAGAGCAUCCACAAGUACAUCAUGAAGAUGGCUCCCAAAGAUGAACUGCUAAGGGAAUGCCUGAGACUUCCACAGAUCGAAGAUGCAGAAAAAGAGGAGAUUCCUUGGCAAGACAAACCUCUCCAUGGAGUGUACCACCAGCAGAUAGUGGAUGUGGCUCACAUGACAAAAUCCUACCAGUGGUUGGAAAAGGCAGGACUGAAAGAUAGCACUGAGGCACUAAUCCUAGCAGAACAGGAGCAGACACUCAGAACCAGAUCAAUAGAAGCUGGAGUCUACCACACCAGUCAAGACCCAAGGUGCAGACGGUGCAAAGAGGCCUCUGAGACAAUCCAGCACCUAGUAGCCAGAUGCAAGAUGUUAGCAGGAACAGCAUACAUGGAGAGACACAACCAAGUUGCUGGGAUUGUGUACCGAAACAUCUGCACAGAAUAUGGAUUGGACCUGCCUAAGUCCAUAUGGGAGAUACCAGAAGGGGUAGCCGAGAAUGACAGGGCUAAGAUCCUGUGGGACUUCAAGAUCCAAGCAAGUGCUGGCCAACCAACCAGACAUCGUGGUGGUAGACAAGGAACAAUAGACUGCAGUCGUGGUAGAUGUGGCAAUACCCAGUGACUAUAACAUCAGGAAGAAGGAACAUAAGAAGGUGGACAAAUACCAAGGACUGAAAGAAGAACUAGAAAGGAUGUGGAAAGUGAGGGCAGUAGUAGUCCCAGUUGUGAUAGGAGCACUCGGGGCUGUGACUCCCAAGUUGGGGGAGUGGCUUUCAACAGAUUCCAGGUGGGACAUCUGAGAUCGCUGUCCAGGAGAGUGCAGUUCUAGGAACAGCUAAGAUACUGCAGAGAAACCUCAAACUCCCAGGCCUCUGGUAGAGGAUCCGUGAAUGAGAAAUAAACAUACUACCCAGGAGGGGUGAGAAAAUCAAUUUUAUAUAUAUAUAUAUAUAUAUAUAUAGAGAGAGAGAGAGAGAGAGAGAGAGAGAGAGAGAGAGAGGGAGAGAGAGAGAGAGAGGGGAAAAAUAUGCAGUGUCAACCAAAUGUUAGUUUUUAUGAGAGUUUAAAAGAUCAACGUUUGCAUUACACUCAUGCUGAACACUGGUAUCUAUAAUAGUCUGUAGCCUUAUCUUUUCCAUUUCAAGAAAACGUCUAUCACAUUUCAUCUCACAAAAUUGAUUUGAAAGGCCUUAUCAGCUGUAUGUAUAACAAUAUUUUCAGGGUCAUUCACUAAAGUAAGAGUUCAAGGUGAGCUCAAAGUGAAUUUUACAUUUAAGGCCAGAGUAGCUGAAUGGAAGGCAGACUUUUUACCUGAUUAACUGAUUAACCCUGUAUGUACAAGGAUUUUUAGCAAAAUCUAUAGCAUUAAAAGUAAAAAAUAGUUGUAAGCACUUAUUUAUAAGUGCUUAUUUUGCAUAAUUUGUACAGUAUUUGAAUAAUGUAAUGCUCGUUUCCUGUAGAUGCAUACUUGAUUAAUUUGGUAAGCAGAAGGUUUGUCUGUUGGCAAAAAAUAAAAUACAAUUUAAAGGGACACUAUAGUCACCAAAACAACUUUAGCUUAAUGAAGAAGAUUUUGUGUAUAGAUCAUGGCCCUGAAGUUUUACUGCUCAAUUCACUGCCAUUUAAGAGUUGAAUCACUUUUGUUUCUAAUUAUGCAGCCCCAGCCACACCUUCCCUGGCUGUGACUGACACAGCCUGCAUGAAAACAAAAUGGUUUCAUUUCCAAUCAGAUGUAACAUACUUUAAAAGUUUUUAUCUCCUGCUCUAUCUAUUGAUCUUUCUAUACAUACAUGAGGCUCCUGCAGGAUCUAGCAAGCUAUUAACCAAGCAGGAGAUAAGAAAUUCUAAAUUAAACAGAAUUUGCAAUAGAGGGAGUGUACGCAUUAGAUGUCUCUUUACAGGAAGUGUUUAGGAAGGCUGUGCAGGUCACAUGCAGGGAAGUGUGACUUGGGCUGUAUAAACAAGUGAUUUAACUCCUAAAUGACAGAGAACUGAGUAGUGAGACUGCAGUGGCAUGAUCUAUACCAAAACUGCUUCAUUAAGCUAAAGUUGUUUUGGUGACUAUAGUGUCCCUUUAUUGGUAUAAGCAGCAGAGGCACUACAGAGUAUUCCAGUCAUUAUAGUGAAAGGAUGCUAAAAAUUGAGAACAGUUCUAUAUUUCUAUUAACCUCCAGCCCCUUCUGUGCCUUUCUGUACCCUAUCUUGUAGCGUAUGCAAGUAGAAUUAAAGUAAAAGCUGAGCAAAGUUGUGUCCCUUAUUUCAGUAAAAACCUAAUCAUGGCCAGUAUAAUGUGAAUGAAUAGAGAAGAAACAUAUGAUGUUCCUCUACUCACACAGCACUGCUAGUGCUCUCAGACAUUGAUUGAGAGACUGGGCAGGGAAACUUUCAAAGCCUUAGCAGUGAUCCUAUUUGGCGAUACUACAGUUAGUGGCAUUGCGGGAAGGCAAUACACUAGUAUUUGGGCCUAUACCUGUUGUGUGCAUUGUAACAGCAAGACAGCCCUCUCUCAGUAUGCCACUUAAAGGACCACUAUAGGCACCCAGACCACUUCAGCUUAAUGAAGUGGUCUGGGUGCCUGGUCCAUCUAGGGUUAACCCUUUCUGCUGUAAACAUAGCAGUUUCAGAGAAACUGCUAUGUUUACCUAUGGGUUAAUCCAGCCUCUAGUGACUGUCUCAUUGAUUUUCACAGUGAGGAGAUGCCAGCGUCCAUAGGAAAGCAUUGAGAAUGCUUUCCUAUGAGACUGGCUGAAUGCGCGCGCGGCUCUUGCCACGCAUGCGCAUCCAGCCGAUGACGGAAGAAGAGGGAGGAGAGUCCCAGCGCCGAGGGAGCCCAGGGCUGUAAAUGAGGUAAGGGAUUAACCCCUUCCUCCCCCUUCAGCGCCACAGGAGUGGGACCCUGAGGGUGGGGGCACCCUCAGGGCACUAUAGUGCCAGGAAAAUGAGUUUGUUUUCCUGGCACUAUAGUGGUCCUUUAAUUAUUUUUGGUUUAGAAUGUGAGAAUCCACAUAAUCUGCAGUGUAUAUUAAUAAGUCACAUGAAACCCAUGCAACAGGCAUCUUAUUGCUGCAUUACCCUAUGGCCUCUGCUGAGAUACAGUUAUAUGUUUUAACUAUUAGUUUAUUCUAAAGUUUUCGCUAUAUUAUUGAGUGCCAAUUGUCAUUUAGUGAUAUUUAUCUAUUGCUGGAAAUACUUGCGAUUACUGUAAUCAGGAAGUAAUAUUGUUUCCUGUUGUUGUAACAGUCAACUUUUGCUAUUUUUUAGGAAACAAGAUACCACAAGCUCAAGACAAACAUCUGGUAAGCAUUACAUAAUCUCCAUUACACUAUCUUUUUCCUGAGAUUUGCCUCAAAUAUUGUUGCCUUAUUCUCAAACAACAAAACAAAGGUAACAAUGAUUACAAACGUCACGCAGGCUUUUUAACACAAAUUGGUAAGGGGAUGUGUCCAGCAUUGAGAAAAUCUCUUAGAAAAUCUAGGUAAAUGAAGCAGUCAAAAAAGUAAUUUAAAACCAAUUAUAACCAACACAUGUAGGACACUAUUUAAGUCAAAUGUUAAAUAUUCCACCAACAAGACAAUUUCAAGUUGAAGAACUAAAAGACUGGAUUGUUGAUUUUUUUUUAAAUUCACUAUUUGUAUUUUUAACUAACAUGAUGAAAAUAAAAUAUGUUUGUAAUUCUAGGAGUCACCUACACAAAGUCCAACAGUGUAUACAGUAGACUACGGAGUUCUAGAAUUUAGCAACAAACCUUACAGGAAGUCUGCAGAGCUGUGUGUAACAGAGCAAGUUGAGUAUGCUUCAAUCAUGUUUUCUUCUGGGACUCCAUCCAUGGGAGAAGAACAUAGAUGAAAAAAUCUCUGCUUGAAAUUAUAACUUGGAAUAUUGUUGAGAUUUAUCACAGAUUCAUACUUAAAAAGGACCUAAAAAUAACAGACAUUACAUUAAAGGACAAAUUCCCAGCUACCUUUAUUUAAAUUGUGUGAUUUUAUAAAUUAUUUCAAAAUCUUAAUCUAUAUGUACCGGGUAGAAUUUUCUGUUUUCCACCUCCUCCUUCAUACAGUUAGUGAUUCACAGACCAACAUACACUGUGAAGAACCAGACAGGGACUUUUUAUCCUUUAGGUUUAUAAACAUUGUUUCUUCAGCGUUGGGAGAAUUAAUAAUGACUUGAAAUAUAAAAGUGAAAUAUAUUUUUUGUGUUAGAAUAUGUGGGCAAUGAAAAUGUUAAAGUAUUGUGAAUAGGAAUCAGUAUGGAAAAACAAGACGAAUCUAGGAUUUAUAAAGUAGUAUCAUUUUCAAAUUAAAAAAAUGUACCAUACAAUUAUCGAUUUAAGCAUCUAAAUGGCUGAGUAUAUAUAUAUGUAUAUAUGUAUGUAUGUAUAUAUCUAUAGAAAUCGGGUGCACUCACAAGCCUUUUUCCAGACUCCGAACAAGUCGAAAUUUGAUUGUUUACACUAUUGGAAAUAAUUCAUGUAGGUCAAUAAAUACAGGAGUUGUACCCCUUUUCUAUGGAAAUAUUGUAACGCAGUGUAUGCUGCCUGGUAAAGCUUACCAAUUUACUCAAAAUGAGAGUGCCAAGGUUCAUUGUGUAUAUAUAUAUAUACAUACACACAAUUCAAAAGUGCCUCUGCUCUGUGGCCAGAACUUUUCUGCACAUUGUUCAGUCUAACAAAAUAUCACAGUGGUUAAUAUUGUUUUAUGUAAUCUUGCUAAAUUAAAAUUAGCAAUACAAUAUCAUUUGAUUAUAUCACUACUGUGAUUCUUUUUUGUUUUGAAUUAGCUUAAAUGCCAUUUCACAGCAACAGUUGUCAAAGAUCUUAUCUCGGCUUUGAAAACCCUCAGUAGAAGAACCUUCACCUUGCUAUGUAACAUUUCAUCUAGUUUGAUAUUCUGCUGAUGCACCAACAUGUGAUGUCUAGAAGAUUAAGACAUGAGCAUGCAAAGUCAAGGUGCCUUUGUAUCAAACUUAUUAUUUUCAGGCUACUCGUUAUUUUCAAUACAGUAACAGAAAGCAGUUUUUGAAGUUCUUUAGUAGAAUAACAUUUUCUAUUUUUUGAGGCCAGUGUAAAUCUGGGAUGGGUUAAAUGAUACAAUAAAACAGUAUUUAUUUGUAUUUUUAUUGUGAUUAACCAAAAGGCUCUUCUUGGCACUAUUAAUGUAUAGAUUUGUUAUAUAUACGCAAUAAGAUUUGUAUGUUUAUCUGGUUUAUUUUUGUUAAAAAAAGUCUUAUAUUUAUUAAAGUAUUUGGUAAAAUAUUUAUGCAAUGUUUUUCUUUUGAGACUCUGAGGAAGUUUAUAUAUGUAUAGUGUGUUUGUAUAUACUCUUUUCUUCUCUCUCGUUGACAGAUAUGCUAUGCCAUACACUAUUGAAAAGGUAGAUUUCUUUAUGAAGCAAGGCUUACGCCAAACCUAAAACUUACAUUUAGGCUUAUUGCUGUAAAUUAAACAAAUAUUUAGCUGAACUGAAAUUGAAUUACUUAUUAUUAAAAUUAAAGGAACACUAUAGGGUCAGGAACAGAAACAUGUAUUCCUGACCCUACAGUGCAAAACCCACCAUUAAGGUGGCUUGCCCCCUCCAACCUCCCUUAAAAGCAUGAAAAACUCACCUUAUUUCCAGCGCCGUGUGGGUCUACUGGCACUGACCCCGCCCCUUGGUGACAUCAUCAGAAUUGCCAAUUUUUAGCUGUCCCUAUUUUGAUAGUCAUCCCCACUUUGAGACUAAAUGGCUACUGUAGAAGUUGACCAUCAUUGUUUUGCAUAAAUUCAUCCCCUGAUAUUAUAAUAUCUUAAAAUAAUUAUUUAUUGAAGAGCUCAUGCCACUCUCUUAUUUUCAUCUACAUCUCCUGAUUCUAUAAGAAAACCCCUCCCAAAUUGUUUCUCUACUAAUAUAAAUUUGUUAAAAUUAAGUGUUAUUUUUAUACUCAUUAAGUGAGUUUUAGGUAUCUGUUGAAAGUGAGAGUGUUGAAAUGCAAUCAUGGAAAAUAAUGACUAAAUGAAGAAGGAAAAUGAAAUUAUAACUAACAUUCUAUUUAAGGUUGCACAUUUGAAACUAAAUGAUAAUCACCAGAAAAACUCUUACAAAAAUAUAUAUUUUUAAAUCUGUUCCUGCAGGCACUCUGCUGCCCCCAAAUGCCCUCCUCCUCCCCGUGUUCCCCCUGUCAUGGGGGGUGGGAGCAAGAGGUGA